AUGUCAGAAAAGUUAAACAAACGUGCAACUUAUCUUACUCAAGAUCGUUUAAAACCAUCAUCUUAUUCCUCUUUAUCUUCAGUAACUGGACAAAAUGAUUUCAAUUCAAUAUCAUCUACUUAUACAAUAAAUCAACGACAACCACCAAUAUGUCCAACAUGUUUAAAAUAUAAAAAUGUUAAAGAUUUAACUACACUUUCACCAGACAUAAUGACAUUGAAUACUUUCAGUGAUUAUAAUCAUUUAAGAAAUUUAUCCAAUACACUUAAAUUUUCAUUAUCAACAUUCCAUUUAAUAUGGUUGAAUAUUUUUACUUCAUUCUUAUAUUAUUAUUUCGUUUGA
Messenger RNA from Schistosoma mattheei, 342 nucleotides. The record is from the annotation of a GenBank genome assembly. Lineage: Eukaryota; Metazoa; Platyhelminthes; Trematoda; Strigeidida; Schistosomatidae.